Molecule: messenger RNA, 644 nt
Organism: Ricinus communis (castor bean)
Lineage: Eukaryota; Viridiplantae; Streptophyta; Magnoliopsida; Malpighiales; Euphorbiaceae
Exons: 2
Coding region: 198-530 (110 amino acids)
Source: RefSeq, a predicted model, not a curated record
UAUAUAUUUAUUUAUUUAUUUACUUAACAAACUAUAACUUCUUAAUUGUUUUUCUUUCCUUUUUAAGCACUAAUUAGUAACCUCCUCCUCCUCCUUCUUCUUCUUCUUCUUCUUCUAUUUCUCUUUUCCUUGUUUUCUUUUUCAUUAACUUUGAGAACCUUAUCCAUCGCCCUACUUCUGCAGAAGCAUUAACUAAUAUGGCUGCAGGAGACCUGAGAAUCAUAGUUGAAAAGAACCCAUCAGAAUCAAGACUCAGUGAAUUAAACAUCAAGUGCUGGCCAAAAUGGGGUUGCUCACCAGGAAGAUACCAGCUAAAGUUUGAUGCAGAAGAGACAUGUUAUCUGUUGAAAGGGAAGGUAAAAGCAUACCCUAAAGGGUCAUCAGAAUAUGUAGAGUUUGGUGCAGGAGAUCUUGUCAUCAUACCUAAAGGACUCAGUUGCACUUGGGAUGUAUCAGUAGCCGUUGAUAAAUACUAUAAAUUUGAGUCUACUUCAUCGCCAUCGCCAUAUUCUUCCUCAUCUUCUUCGUAGUUUUAGUAGCAGUGACCUUAUUACAUAAAUAUAUUUCAUAUAUAUACUAUCAAUCUUUCUUUUUUCUUUUUCCUGAUAUAAUUUCUUUUUAAUAGAUCAAUCUAUUCUUUGGAA